Messenger RNA from Anopheles marshallii, 1485 nucleotides. RefSeq names its product zinc finger protein 771-like. The transcript is spliced from 2 exons. The record is from RefSeq and is a predicted model, not a curated record. Gene Ontology annotation, cellular component: nucleus. NCBI's taxonomy places the organism in Eukaryota, Metazoa, Arthropoda, Insecta, Diptera, Culicidae. The coding region runs from base 1 to 1485 and encodes 494 amino acids. Gene Ontology annotation, molecular function: zinc ion binding.
AUGCAGUGUAGAGUAUGUUUGAAGCAGUGUGAUAACGAUAAAUGUGCAACUCUCUUUCAUUCUUUCAUAAACGGCGUGAUGGUUGGAGAGCUGUUGAAUGAUUUGUUCGCUCUUCAGAUAUCCGAAGAUGAUUCUUAUCCACAAACCAUCUGUGAGCAAUGCCACAUUGAGCUUCAAAUAGUGUCGAUCUUUCGAGAUAGGCUUCUGGUGUCUGACAAAACGUUACGCACAUUGACUCAGCUUGGACAGGCUGCAAAAUACGAAGAGGCAUUAGUUGAGGAAUCCGUUGCAUCAUGUACAGCAAGUACAGCUACAUUGGAAUGGACGGAACAAGACUCAACGAUGAUUCAGUUACCAACUACCAGUUGUAGCGAUUGUAAAAAGCGGAUAUACGAGACGGAACCAACCUAUCUGUUUCAGCAGAGCUGCCCUUCUGGUGGCAUUUCGAACAAAGUGCUCUGUCAGACAUGUUACCAAUGUAUACCAACUGGCCAAGAAGACACGAAGGCUGCAGUGGAGGAAAAUAGCGCCGAAGCAAACCUCGUUAUAUCCCCUUUAACACUCCAAUCACAGCCAUCGGAACCAUCAGUUGCUGAUUCAAAAUCAUAUCGCUUUUGUUGUGUGACACACUGUUCAGAGAAGUUUACCGAUGAGGCAGCGCUGGUAAAGCACACAACAGAUUUCCAUGCGAUAAAAGUUCGCAAAAAUCGCGAAAAUCAAGAACCUGGGAGACCGUUCAAGUGUAACAUAUGCUGUCGAGCGUUUGCAUCAUCCAAAAACUUGCGCGUUCAUCAGCUGGUUCGAUCGAAUGUGUAUCAUCGGAAUUUCACAUGCAGCACAUGUCCUUUUCGAGCCGGCAGCUUGGCAGCCCUAACCAUCCACGAACGGUCCCAUACCGGGGAGCGUCCGUUUGAGUGUGAUUUGUGCGAGAAACGAUUUUAUUCCGAAACGCUACUAAAGUCACACCAAGUUUGUCACCGAGACGAACGACCAUUCGAGUGUUCGUCCUGCGCGAAAAAAUUCGCACGCAAACGAAACAUGAUGGAGCACUUUUGGUUGUGCCAGUCGGACGAAAAACCGUAUCCAUGUGAUGAUUGUAGCGCACGGUUUAAAACGAUGCAGCACCUUAGGUUGCAUCGACGAUUGCAUACGGGCGAAAAACCGUACACGUGUAGCCUGUGUCCUAAAAGCUUUCACUACAUUAACGAUCGCAAGCGACACGAACUAUCGCACGUGGGAGCUAAGCCGUAUCAUUGCCAGACAUGUGAUGCAUCGUACACUCGGAAGUAUGCACUUUCCAUCCACGAACGGACACACACGGGUGAGCAACUCGUGUUUGGAUGUACAGAUUGUGGAAAACGGUUCUCUCAAUCUGCUUUGUUGAAGAGGCAUGUAGCGCGGCACAAAAGUGGUGAAAAUAAUGUUUUCAAUAGGCAGCAGAAUAGUUCAGUAGGACGUAAAAGUCGAUCGAAAAAAUCGGAAUGA